This is a messenger RNA of Xenopus tropicalis (tropical clawed frog), 2960 nucleotides long. It is a transcript of the gene gpr75, whose product is annotated as G protein-coupled receptor 75. The record is from RefSeq and is a predicted model, not a curated record. Bases 346 to 1959 code for a protein of 537 amino acids. Gene Ontology annotation, cellular component: plasma membrane; membrane. NCBI's taxonomy places the organism in Eukaryota, Metazoa, Chordata, Amphibia, Anura, Pipidae. Gene Ontology annotation, biological process: G protein-coupled receptor signaling pathway; chemokine-mediated signaling pathway; signal transduction. The transcript is spliced from 2 exons. Gene Ontology annotation, molecular function: G protein-coupled receptor activity.
UACUGCUCAAUACUUCACAACUAGGCCCCGCCCAGCCGCCGACGACACCUGAGACGUCAGUGUUCGGCCAUAUUAGAACUGGUACCCACAUCGGCUGUCAGCGUCCUCCCGUUUCACUACGAGCCCUCCCCCCUCCAGCAGAUGCAGAACGGAAGCCGGGGGGGGGAUGAAAAGGACCCAGAGGAGAGUGAGGGGAGCAUUGAGCGGCGCAGGCUUCCUGGGCUCUGACUCCAUGGUUCUGAUGUAAACCCAGCUGAACCACCCGUUAUGGAUUUGCCUGGGGGGUCUACAUCCUGGGCUGAUCCGACAACACUUUAGGGAACCUGCAAGGGCUUCAGUAUUAAGAUGAAUCUAACGGAGAGACUGACGGAGUUUGGCGAGCAGGGUCGUUACGAUUAUGUUAAUAGCACGUCCGUGUCGCACAUUGGCAACGCUACCUUUAGAGACAUCCAGGAGAUUAUACACACUGCCACCUUGGUCACGUGCACUUUUCUACUGAUAAUCAUCUUUUGCCUGGGGUCCUAUGGAAACCUUGUGGUCUUCUUGUCAUUCUUUGAUCCAGCUUUUAGGAAAUUUAGGACCAACUUUGACUUCAUGAUCCUGAAUCUGUCCUUCUGUGACCUUUUUAUCUGUUGCAUAUCUGCCCCAAUGUUUGCCUUUGUCUUGUUUCUAGAUUCCGGCAAGAAUGUCCCCGACGCGUUUUGCUUCACUUUCCAUCUCACCAGUUCUGGAUUCAUUAUUAUGUCUCUUAAAACAGUGGCCGUGAUUGCGCUUCACCGCCUGCGAAUGGUGCUUGGGCAGCAGCCCAACAGGACAGCCUCUUUUCCCUGCACUUUAAUGCUGACCGUUCUGUUGUGGACGACGAGUUUUACUUUGGCCACGCUGGCCACACUAAGGACAAGGAAGUCUCGGAUUUGCCUUCCCAUGUACAGCCUGAUUAACGGAGAAGGGAAAAUUAUCUUGUACUUGUAUGUUAUUGAUUUUACCUUCUGUGUUGCCAUUGUGUCUGUUUCCUACAUCAUGAUAGCGCAAACGCUGAGAAAAAAUGCCCAAGUCCGAAAAUGCCCUAUAAUCACUGUAGACACAUCAAGACCACAGCCAUUUAUUGGGCCAGCAGUCGAGGGCGUGCAUUGUGCUGUGCCUGCUCUGUACAGGAAUCAGAAUUACAAUAAACUUCAGCAUGUCCAGACACAUGCCUACACCAAAAAACUAAGCCAGAUGCCAGUGCCAGCCAGCCGAUUGCAGCUUGUCUCUGCAGUCAACCUGUCCACUGCUAAAGACUCCAAAGCGGUGGUGACUUGUGUUGUGAUUGUUCUCUCCGUUUUAAUCUGUUGCCUCCCGUUAGGGAUCUCAUUGGUCCAAGAUGUCCUAACUAGUAACAGCAGUUUUAUCCUGUACCAGUUUGAGCUUUGUGGCUUCACUCUCAUAUUUCUGAAGUCUGGUUUGAACCCUUUUAUAUAUUCCCGUAACAGUGCUGGACUGAGGAGGAGGGUCCUUUGGUGUCUGCAGUACGUUGCCCUGGGCUUUUUAUGCUGCAAAAAAAAGACAAGAUUACGUGCCAUGGGCAAGGGGAGUCUAGAGGUCAACAGGAACAAGUCGUCCCACCACGAAACCAACUCUGCUUACAUGUUGUCCCCAAAGCCACAAAAGAAGUUUGUGGACCAAGCGUGUGGCCCAAGCCACUCUAAAGACAGUGUUCUAAGCCCUAAAGGGUCUGCUGGGCAUCAGCACUACGCACAAAGCAGCUCCACUCCAAUUAAUACCCGCAUUGAACCCUAUUACAGUAUCUACAACAGCAGCCCCUCUCAAGAACUCAGCACGCCCAACAGCUUGCAGCCGGUGAACUCUACGUUUGGCUUUGCCAAGUCUUAUAUUGCCAUGCAUUACCAUACGGCCAAUGACUUGAUGCAAGACUGCGAGAGCACCUCGGCCAAGCAGAUACCUGUGCCAUCUGUGUAGCAGCGAUGCCAUGUUGCGCAUCAUGUCAGCAUUCGAUUUCAUUGCCAUAAAUCUCUAGGUUUAACAAUUGACGGUUUCAUGAGUAUUAGGACUCAAGUGUAUACAAAGUAUUUUCAUAUAACUUUAUUAAAUAAUGUAAUGUUGCAUUACUGGAGCGAUUACUUUUUUAAGAUUGCAUUCUGCGAUUAGGAUCUGAGUUUCUUUUGUACUUACAAGGGCACUUACAUUUUAAAUCACUCAACAGGAACUCGUGUAGGUGCAAAACUGCUUUCCAGCAGUAGCACAGUAACCAAUUAGCAGUUUGCUGCAGGAACAUCAUAGUCAGUAAAUGCUGCUUAUGUUCCAAAUGUGCAGUUUCCAUAGGUGUAUGCAUGAAACAUGGCCUCUCACUUUUUUGUUUGCUAGUGCCCGUCUCUGUGCCAAGAAUGGGGUCUCGCCUAAAAGGUUUGGACUAUCAGAACUUAGCCACAAAGGUGCCAGUUGGUCAGGGGGUAUGGCCAAAUUUGGGUAUGUGUGGCCACCUUUAUAAAGCCCUGUUCCGUGCCAAAACAUGUCUAAUAGGCAACACUCCCAACUUUUGAAUUACAUUUCCCAGAAUGCUUUAGUCAUAUGAAAGCUCCUCCGGCAUUAUAAUUGCCAUAUUUUGCCAAACAUGUCUCUCAUAUACUGAGUGCUGUAUCUAAAAUCAUUCUACAACUCUGAUCACUGCAGCCCCUCUCUCCCCCCUCCCCUUUUUCAAUACGAAAUGAAGUUUGGCUUCAGUAUAAGGGCAAAUUGAAUAGAGUUCUAUACAGGUUUCUUUUUUUAAAUGUUGUCCUCUAUAAUGCAAGUAUAUUUUUGUAUUAGGUGCAAAAAAAUACAAAAGAAAUAUAAAAUGGACAGAAUUGUUUUUUAUGGCAAGAAUAUCUAAUUCUUAUUUAUUUGUCACCCCCCAUAACAUUGUUUUCCUUUUGUUUCUUUAUUUAUUGAGAUUAAACAUUACUUAAUUUGAGCCUUUAAAA